CCACGCCAAGCUGGGUCGAGAUAGAUAUAAGCUGCAUUUGCCUUCGACCGGGGCCCGCAACCUCGCACACUCCAGCGAUAAAAGCCGCUUCAGUCCAGCCUGUCCUCUCCACAGUCACCCGCAACCAUGCAAAUCUCCCAGGGAUCCGGUGCCCCCACCCGCCGCCUCUCGACAUGUCCCUCCGACACCCUCAAACCCGCCGACGCCCUCAAGCAGGCCGAGAUCGCCACUCUGUGUGAAAACGACGAUGUGUGCACCCUGCCUCCCACCCGCGUCCAGCCGCUCAAGAAACGGUGGUCGAUCGCCAUCCUCUCGGAGAAGCUGGCGGCCCUCAAGUCCAGCGACCCAAGCUCGACCAAAACCGCCGCCGAAACGAACUCGUCAAACAGGCUUUCAGCCAUCCAAGCUCCAGCGGACAUCCGUGUCUCGAGAGUCACGCCGAUAGAACACAGCCUCAAAGCCUCCAAGGCGGGACUGCAGCGAUGGGAACCCGAGACCAACUCGGACCGCACUUGCUACCAGCUGCACGAGGUCAUCGGCACCGGCACCUUUGCCCAGGUCCAUCGGGCAACCGACACUCGCACCAACACCGUCGUCGCUGUCAAGGUUGCCAAAUCCGAGAAAUAUGAAGUCGCUCGAUGGAAGCGCGAGAUGUACGUCCUCUCGGCCCUCCGCGACUGCCCCAACAUCGUCACCUUCCAAGAGGCCUACACGCUGCCCAAGGCCGGUUUCUUUGGACGCAGCUCUGCGGCCAUGGUUCUGGAGUACUCAAACGUGUGCUCCUGGUCCGAGCUGGACCGCAGCAUGAACCUGCCUCGGAUCCGCAGCUACACCCGCCAGCUGUUGCAGGCUCUCGACUAUUGCCACAGCCUCGGCAUCAUGCAUCGCGACGUCAAGCCCCAGAACAUCCUAUAUGACAUCGACGCGGACAAGCUGCUGCUCGCCGACUGGGGCCAGGCCGAGUUCUACGAGCCUCUCAAGCGCAACUCCACCAACGGUGUCUCCUCGCUGUACUUCAAAGCCCCAGAGUUGCUCCUGGACUAUGAGCACUACGACUUUGCCGUCGACAUGUGGGCUGUCGGCUGCAUUCUUGCUGCCUUGAUGUUCCGCACCCCUUUUGUCUUCAAGGGCGAAGACCGAACCCCGGCUUCUCAGUUCCAGUCGAUCCUCCUGAUCCUGGGCGGCGAUCUGCUCGACUACUGCAGCGCCUUUGCGAUCCCCAGACACAAGGCCGAGUCGCUGGUGCCUGGCUCGCUGUCGGCAUACCAGAAGCAGUCCUGGGCCAGCUUUGUGAACGACGCAAACCGGGCCCGAGUCAGCCAACAGGGCCUGAGUCUGCUAGAGAGUCUGCUCUGCUACAACCACCGCAGCCGCUACACCGCCAGCGAGGCCCUUGUCCACCCGUUCUUUGCCGAGUCAAGCACCUCGCUGGCACUGUAGAGCAUCUUGCUGCUGUGGUCCUGCGACGCACCAAAGUGCAGCGAUUAUUCGCCUUGCGAUGCAAUGCAGUGCAAUGCACCCAUCUCUCUGUCAUUUAUUUUGCCACCGAUCUUCCAUUUGCACAAAAAACUCCAUCAUACCAGCUGUUCUCACAGCUCAUUUUGUCACGCUGCCUGUUUGCAGCAAUAAUACUCUUCUCCCACUCGAACUGCAUCCCACUCGAAUUGCAUCCCGAUGUGAUGCCCAAUAGCCACACCCUAUCCCCCCUCCUUUUUUUCUUGGACCCUGAAUACAUCCAACCUUGGUCCAUAAUUUGCGGCAAU
Molecule: messenger RNA, 1763 nt
Organism: Polychytrium aggregatum
Lineage: Eukaryota; Fungi; Chytridiomycota; Chytridiomycetes; Polychytriales
Product: kinase-like domain-containing protein
Exons: 2
Coding region: 127-1440 (437 amino acids)
Biological process (GO): protein phosphorylation
Cellular component (GO): nucleus; cytosol; protein kinase CK2 complex
Molecular function (GO): protein serine/threonine kinase activity; ATP binding
Source: RefSeq, a predicted model, not a curated record